AUGUCGCUGCUGCUGCCGCGGGGUCGGUGCGGGGCUGCCGCCGCCCGGGGGCUGCUGGUGCCGCGGGACCGGGCCCGGGUUUCAGGGAGCCAUGUGUGUAACCAGUAUGGAACAUCAGGUUCUUUGCCAGGGGGAAAAAAAGAGUUCCUGCAAAAUGGACCAGACUUACAAGACUUUGUCUCUGGAGAUUUGUCUGACAAGAACACAUGGGCUGAGUAUAAAGGCAAUUUAAAGCGUGAGAAAGGAGAAAGGCUGCAUCUUCCUCCAUGGCUGAAAACAAAGAUUCCCAUGGGAAAGAACUACAAUAAACUAAAGAAUACCUUGAGAAGUUUAAAUCUUCAUACGGUAUGUGAAGAAGCACGUUGUCCCAACAUUGGAGAAUGCUGGGGAGGUGGGGAAUAUGCCACAGCGACAGCUACUAUUAUGCUGAUGGGUGACACAUGCACCAGAGGCUGCAGAUUUUGUUCAGUAAAGACUGCAAAAAACCCCGCUCCACUGGAUCCGCAGGAGCCUUACAACACAGCCAAGGCUAUCGCGGAGUGGGGCUUGGACUACGUGGUGCUGACGUCAGUGGACAGAGACGAUAUACCUGAUGGUGGAGCAGAACACUUCGCAAAGACAGUCUUGCAUCUGAAAGAAAGGAAUCCAAAAAUCCUGGUGGAAUGCCUAACUCCCGAUUUCCGAGGGGACCUUAAAGCAGUGGAGAAAGUCGCCUUGUCGGGGCUGGAUGUGUAUGCCCACAACGUGGAAACGGUGCCGGCACUGCAGAGGAAGGUCCGCGACCCCCGAGCCAACUUUGAGCAGUCUGUCCGUGUGCUGAAACACGCCAAAGAGGUGCAGCCCGGUGUCAUUUCCAAAACCUCCCUUAUGCUGGGGCUAGGCGAGACGGACGAGCAAAUAUAUUCCACAAUGAAACUAUUGCGAGAAGCAGAUGUAGAUUGUUUGACCCUAGGACAGUAUAUGCAACCAACAAAACGUCACCUAAAGGUUGAGGAGUACAUAACUCCCGAGAAGUUUAAGUACUGGGAAAAAGUAGGAAAUGAUCUUGGAUUCCAUUACACUGCUAGUGGGCCUUUAGUGCGUUCUUCCUAUAAAGCAGGUGAAUUCUUCUUGAAGAACUUAGUAGACAAAAGAAAGACAAAAGCCAUCUGAAAAUGAGAGUGAACCUAUUUAAAGCAGCCAGUUUAAAGAAUCCUUUUUUCAGGGCAUAUUUAUACUCAGUUCCAGAAACGGAGAAGAACAGAUGGUGGCUAUAUGAAUAAACUUACUAUCUUUCCAGAACAACUUUUUCUCAUCAAAACACAUUAUUUUACCUCAUUUCUCCUGUCAAGGCUACAACAACAGAGUACUUCUAGUGGUCAGCAAAAAGACAGAAGAUAGAACUGAUUUUGAAAGAGUGAUGGAACUGAGGUGGAAGAAGUAAACAUAAGCUGGGAACAAAGACUGGGCAGAUUUAUAGGUCUGUUAUGACUGUCAGCAUUGCUGCAGUUAAUACCUGUAAAGGUGCUGAUAGUAAUUUGAAAGGUACUGAUACUGUGGUGUGUCUUACUAUUAUGUAACAUAAGCUUGCAGGGGGGCUCUGGGAACUAUAGGAGUUCUAAAGAAAGACUCUGUACAUGAUAAUGCACCAGAUUAGGGCUUUCUUGAACUGUGCCAGAGAAAGUAUAGUGAUACUCCUUCAAAAGACAGUAUCUCUUACCUGUAUCAGAGAAAAUGAGCUGUGCCAUUCUGAUAGCUAAAGCUUUUCCAGAACUUGCAUGUCUCCCAGUCUGAGCCUUGGUAUAUACAAGGUAUCAAACUGAAGAAAACAAAAUGUUCUUUCUGGCAAGACAAUUAACCUUCCCUAGAUACCAUUAAUUUAAACCAUUUGGAAAAUCAGAGUUGAUGUAGGAGCAUAAAUGGAGCUACCCCUAAUUUAUGUACAUGACUGUAACAAACUCCACUGAGCUGCACAGAUGCUUAUUUAGUAUUGUGUAUGCAGACUUGCUGCUAUUCUGUACUGUGCUCCUACUGCAUGGCUAUUGUCUUGUCUUUAAAGGAAAGUUAAAACCCCA
Pseudopodoces humilis (Tibetan ground-tit) is the source of this 2054-nucleotide messenger RNA. RefSeq names its product lipoic acid synthetase (gene LIAS). The record is from RefSeq and is a predicted model, not a curated record. Lineage: Eukaryota; Metazoa; Chordata; Aves; Passeriformes; Paridae. Gene Ontology annotation, cellular component: mitochondrion. Gene Ontology annotation, biological process: lipoate biosynthetic process. Gene Ontology annotation, molecular function: lipoate synthase activity; 4 iron, 4 sulfur cluster binding.